Messenger RNA from Aspergillus heteromorphus CBS 117.55, 381 nucleotides. RefSeq lists its product as uncharacterized. The transcript has a single exon. The record is from RefSeq and is a predicted model, not a curated record. Bases 131 to 319 code for a protein of 62 amino acids. Lineage: Eukaryota; Fungi; Ascomycota; Eurotiomycetes; Eurotiales; Aspergillaceae.
CUCCAACUACCAGUACCUACCUUAACAACGCUGCAACGCGGGCAUCAUAUUGAGAUGUAUCGACGUAUCGACCCUCCUCCUCCAAAUCUCUCCCAAAUCCAAUGGGUCGGGGUUGAUCAUCUAGCCGCGGAUGGCAUUCCAGGAACAACCCUCCAAGCCCGGCCAUGACUCAGACCCUGAGGCUACAAUCAACAGGACGAAGCUCAGCUGCCCAAGGGGGUGUAUUCUUGACGGUGCUACCUGUGUACGUUCUUUCGCCUCUGCGCAGUUCUCACGUCUCGACUCGUAUAGUAUGACGAAGAUGUAUCCCGUGCGAUAAAGGCAAAAAUCCCCCCAACCAUGUCAGGGAGAACCCUAUCCAUCCCCCCCCCAGUUGAUCAC